AUGAGUGUUCAUAGGAAAAUUUUGGAGAAGAAUGGUAGAUUGGAUUUUCUGCAAUAACAAUAGCAAUAAUAUCCACAUCCAUAGGUUUAGGAGCUUAAAUAAUAAAUAGAAAAAUAGGAUUUUGAGGUUCUCAUAAAUUUAGAGUCAUAUCAACAAUAUAAUGCAAUUAAUAACAUAAGGGUUACAUCCAGAGUGUUUCCAAGAACUAAAUAACUGUAUAUGGAAGUCAAAAUUCCAUUUGCAGUGAUUAUUUAACCCUAUGGCUUAACUAUAUAAUAAGGAUUCCCUACUGUAAUUUAUGGGAGCAAUCAGAUUUUGAGAUGCCAGAAUUGUAAACCUUACAUCAAUCUUUUUAUGGAGCAUAUGAAGGAUGAAGAUUAUUUGAGAUGUAACAUUUGCACAUCUAUAAUUAAAAUACCAACAAACUUCAUUAGAUAGGAGUCCUGA
Paramecium tetraurelia is the source of this 447-nucleotide messenger RNA. RefSeq lists its product as uncharacterized. Gene Ontology annotation, molecular function: zinc ion binding; SNARE binding. NCBI's taxonomy places the organism in Eukaryota, Ciliophora, Oligohymenophorea, Peniculida, Parameciidae. The transcript has a single exon. Gene Ontology annotation, cellular component: COPII vesicle coat; endoplasmic reticulum exit site. The record is from RefSeq and is a predicted model, not a curated record. Gene Ontology annotation, biological process: intracellular protein transport; COPII-coated vesicle cargo loading; endoplasmic reticulum to Golgi vesicle-mediated transport.